This is a messenger RNA of Stegastes partitus (bicolor damselfish), 2072 nucleotides long. RefSeq names its product glutaredoxin 5 homolog (S. cerevisiae) (gene glrx5). The transcript has 2 exons. The record is from RefSeq and is a predicted model, not a curated record. NCBI's taxonomy places the organism in Eukaryota, Metazoa, Chordata, Actinopteri, Pomacentridae. The coding region runs from base 126 to 599 and encodes 157 amino acids. Gene Ontology annotation, cellular component: mitochondrial matrix.
CCGCCCCCACCCCGGAGAGUGAAGUGUGUUGACGAGCGACAGUCAGUCCGGCUUCUGCUCAACUAAGUUGCUCCGUUUCUGGGACGUUUCUUCUCCUGAUACUAAGACAAAACUCACCAAAGACCAUGAAUAAUUUAAUCAGAUCCACUGCUCGGUGUCUGCGGUCGGGGGCGGCGGUCUAUAAUGUGCCCGGACGAGCCGACGGACGCGUGUGGUCGGCCCCGGCCCGGUUCCUGUGCGCGGCGGCGGACAUCCAGAAGGACCUUGGUGAGAUGGUGAAGAAGGACAAGGUGGUGGUGUUCAUGAAGGGGACGCCGGCUCAGCCCAUGUGCGGCUUCAGCAACGCCGUGGUUCAGAUCCUCCGGAUGCACGGAGUGGACGACUACGCUGCGUAUAACGUGUUGGAGGACCAGGACCUCAGACAAGGAGUCAAGGACUUCUCCAACUGGCCCACGAUCCCUCAGGUGUACUUCAAUGGCGAGUUUGUGGGAGGCUGCGACAUCCUGCUGCAGAUGCACCAGAACGGAGAUCUGGUGGAUGAGCUGAAGAAGCUGGGCAUCAGCUCUGCGCUGCUGGACGCCGAGAAAGAGUCCAAGUAAAGGACGAGCGUAAACGUCUAAAAGCUGACGCGACAGAGGACACAUUGAUCAGGUCGAACCCCACACAAAACUCAGAUGACCGCAGAUAAAUCUACUCUUCUCCAGGCAGCCAGUGACUAAAUCGACUCAUCAGGCUGGUCAACAAGACACAGGAAGAGACUGAUAGGUGUAAGUUUUGCACGGAUUAGAUAUCUGACAACUGAGGACUUUAAUCUAGGGAGGAAAAAAAAAGAGUGGACAGUGUCAUUACAGGGUAUUUUCUCUUUAAAGCUCCUUUUUAAUGUGUUUUUUUCAAUUUCAGGGCAGCAGAAACUAACUGUAAACACAACACCGAUACCAUUUUGUUGCUGAGAAAAUCACGUAAAGUGAGUUUAUUAUAGCUUUUUGCUUUAAAACAGCCGGCUGCUGUGGACAAAAUGGAGCUAUGAGAGCACCGAGGGUGAACCAGAACAGACCAGAAAACCAAAACAAAGAGCUAGAAGAUGCUGUAAAACUCCAUAGAGCUAAACUGAACUGCAGAGUUGAGUGAUAGUUUUCUCUGAGUUCGUCAUGUGGAGCAACACCUUUAACAUUGGACAUAAAAAUCAUUGUUACUGCAAAAAUAUUGAUCAUUGCAGCUUUAAUAUUCAACACUUAAAAAAAACUUAUUCUAAUAUUUGAACACUUUUCUUUCAUAUCUGGAUUCAUCAAAUUCUUAUAUUUAGUAUUUAAAAGGUCUAUUUCUGCCUAGUUUUUAGCAUUGAAGCUGCACUACAGAAGACUGUCAGGUUCUCUUUCAGUGCUUUAAUUCGUUUACACAUGAAUGCUACUUAUCUCUGCCAUCUCGCCCUCUAAAAGCUCUGCUACCUCUACUGUCCACCCUUUUAUUUUCCUCGAGCCGCACUCAGUCUCAGACCAAAUGAGCCUCAAACUAACUCACCAACGCUGAGAUAAGAUCAUUACAAGGGGUUCCCGCCUGCAAAUGGCGCCGUCACACUUGAAACCUUCCAAAUGCACUGCCUGUAGCUCCUACAAAGAAGAACAACGACGAGCAGACUAUAAAAAUAAUAAAAGUUUCAUAAUAAUAAAAAGAUGUUUAAUGUAAUUUCUGUCCAAAAAAGUCGCUGAAACGCAACAAAAAAACACACCUGAAUACCUUUUACUCUAGUGUUUUCCCGAAGAUGACUGAUUUACAGCACAUCUGGACAAACGGAAGCAGUUGGAUGUAAAGUUUGUUGCGUCUGUCCAUGUCUGUGGUAUUUUUUGUUGAUUUGUCGCUGAAGGAAAAGAGUGUUUUUUUUCUUUUUCUCUUUUAAGUAUUCUCACUGACAUUUAUCAGUCGUAGAUGUUCCACCUGCUGCACACAGUCGUAUUAUCAAAGCAAUGAUCAUGUAGUACACUGUAAGAUAUUGUACAUUGAAAGCCUAUUAUUAAAUGUAUUUUAGAUGCAUGUGAACCCUGCACCGAUUAAAUAUUUUGUGACACAAACGACAA